Leptosia nina is the source of this 216-nucleotide messenger RNA. Lineage: Eukaryota; Metazoa; Arthropoda; Insecta; Lepidoptera; Pieridae. The record is from the annotation of a GenBank genome assembly.
AUGGGCAGCGCCGGAGCCCUAGGCCGGCCCAGCGCCGCCGCCGUGCACUGGGAGACGGCGACGGCGGCCCGCUCGCAGCGCAGUCCGCCAUUCAUAUCAUACGUUAGACAGCUUUUAAUAUAUACGUUUAUCGUUGCGACGAGCGCCACCGAGCGGGCGCGGCACUCUUUAACAUCGUCUCCCAGGAAAGCAAGUUCCUAUCUUUAUGGCAUAUAA